Molecule: messenger RNA, 684 nt
Organism: Piliocolobus tephrosceles (Ugandan red Colobus)
Lineage: Eukaryota; Metazoa; Chordata; Mammalia; Primates; Cercopithecidae
Gene: SNX12
Product: sorting nexin 12
Exons: 2
Coding region: 237-650 (137 amino acids)
Biological process (GO): endocytic recycling; late endosome to Golgi transport
Cellular component (GO): early endosome membrane; retromer complex
Molecular function (GO): phosphatidylinositol-3-phosphate binding
Source: RefSeq, a predicted model, not a curated record
AGCCUGAAUACGGCCUCCACUCUACAGGGCGCGCAGCAGGCAGCACGGCCGCUAUUCAGGGCGCAGGGCCCGGGCCCGAGCGGCGUGCGCGUGCGCGCGUGCGUGGGCGCGCGUGCGCGCCGCCGCCGCCUGUGGGUUGGCUGGUUAUUUUGCAAGCGGGAGGGGCCGUGCGCGCUCCUGCCUCAGGCCUCUGUCCCCCACCCCCCUUCCCCGGUCCCAGGCUCUCCUUCGGAAAGAUGUCGGACACGGCAGUAGCUGACACCCGGCGCCUUAACUCGAAGCCGCAGGACCUGACCGACGCUUACGGGCCGCCAAGUAACUUCCUGGAGAUCGACAUCUUUAAUCCUCAGACGGUGGGCGUGGGACGCGCGCGCUUCACCACCUAUGAGGUUCGCAUGCGGACAAACCUACCUAUCUUCAAGCUGAAGGAGUCCUGCGUACGGCGGCGCUACAGUGACUUUGAGUGGCUGAAAAAUGAGCUGGAGCGAGAUAGCAAGGUAUGGCCUUGUUCUCUGUGUGGCAUCUUUGGAGGAGGAGAUCUACAUAGGCUGAGGGGGCAUACAACCACAGUCUAUAAAGUCUUGAAGGGAAUGAAGAGGGUGAGCACAUUCUUAUCCAUCAAAUCUCAGUAUUUUAGAUCGGGGGGAUAACCUUUUGAAACUUGAAAGUGGUAAGUUCUGGCUG